CGUCUUGUCUAGCGUCCAGAGUCCAGACAUCUUUGCUUGGGUAACUUGACAUAAUCCCCUGAAAUCAUGCGAGUCCAUAUCUAUAAUAAGAUGGGAAAAAAGAUUUUGCCGACGCCGUUGUUUUUUCAAUAGUAACUUUCAAUUGGAGACAACCAAUUUAAGCAAAUUAAUGAAACAGCAGCAUUGGUUGGGUGGUACGUCUUUUGAACCAUGACUUUAGCUUAAAGUGUAUCUCUGGAUAAGUUCCCCAAUUCGCACACGGAUACAAGCACCAUCAAGGCAGUCAAGUAUGCAAUAAAAUCCCCAUUGAAAUUUAUUGCAAUUAGUUGGGAUGUCUAGGCCUUUUGACUUGUCUUUACCUUGAAGGACGGAAAGUGUCAGUGAUAUCACUAUAUCAGGGCGCUGCGAGGCCACUAUCAAAAAAGCAGCAAAACUGGAACCAUGGGCGUGUUCUACCAUGAAGAGCCUCCAAACCAUACUGCUACUAAGAGAUACAAUUGUCUUGCCGCAACAUUGAAGGAAGCAUUUUCCCAUUGCCGUACUUCCCGUGGGCGGCUUUCAACUGCAAGCCUCAAUGAGGAGUGCCCAAACAGCGAUUUUGAUGAGGAACAGGAAGUGGUUGUCUCAGCGGUUAAAAGUAGAGCCAUGGAGAGACAAAAGCACAAGCCAAGUGUCGCGAGAGACAACUUUUCCUGGGUUUACUCUCCUGAGACAAGAGAACUGUAUAUCACUCAGAUGGUGGCGCUACAUGAAAGGGAAGACGUCGACGAUGAUGAAAAGGAAGAGUUUUUGUCGGUUAAAAGUUGUUUCUCAUGUCACUCAAGUCGUUUGAGCGGAGAACCGUUUUAUUCUGUCAAGACAAACUUCUCGCCGUGUUCAAGCUUGAACGACCUUGAUUUCUCUGAAUAUUGGAGGCGCUCCAUUAUUCAAGAACUCUGUCACUGCGAGGGGUGGCCAUUUGGUCUCUGCCGGAAAGCCGUGUUGCUACCACCCCUGCCCAAGUCACCUUCAGAGUCAUGGCUGUGGCGUAGAAAGCAGCAGAGUACAAAAGAUGCCUAAAGUUAUUUAGCUUCUGUUGAAGUCAACCACAGUUUAUGUUUCGUAUCCGUAUAAGAAAUAAAUUCUGAUGUAACUCGUGAGACGAGACGAGAAAUGUACGAGUGCGUGAGAGUCAUUCCCAGAGUAGAGGAUGAAUUAUGAUGCAUAAUGCAUAAUGCCCGGCAUAAAAGACGACGAAUGGAAAUGUGCAUAAAAACAUAUUUUUAUUUUGUUUAAAAAUAAUAAAAAACAAAUUUCAUAAA
This is a messenger RNA of Prosopis cineraria, 1301 nucleotides long. RefSeq lists its product as uncharacterized. The transcript has 3 exons. The record is from RefSeq and is a predicted model, not a curated record. NCBI's taxonomy places the organism in Eukaryota, Viridiplantae, Streptophyta, Magnoliopsida, Fabales, Fabaceae. The coding region runs from base 442 to 1059 and encodes 205 amino acids.